Molecule: messenger RNA, 5797 nt
Organism: Sycon ciliatum
Lineage: Eukaryota; Metazoa; Porifera; Calcarea; Leucosolenida; Sycettidae
Product: DDB1- and CUL4-associated factor 1-like
Exons: 41
Coding region: 200-5143 (1647 amino acids)
Biological process (GO): protein ubiquitination
Cellular component (GO): Cul4-RING E3 ubiquitin ligase complex; nucleus
Molecular function (GO): protein binding
Source: RefSeq, a predicted model, not a curated record
UGCCACGGGAUCCGGUAAUCAAUGGUUUUCCACAGACAGUUCGCAGCACAAAAGCCAGUCCUUUCAGCCCAGCAAAUUGCAAACCCCUUCCAUAUCGCCUGUUGACAAAAGACCCUCUUGUAGAGGAAUUGGUGGUAGUUGCAGCCCACCACAUUGGGUUUAGUCUACCUCUCGGGCCGCCUCUGAAAAGAUAUCAGAUAUGGACUCGGACUCGGACUCCUCUUCUGAUGGUGUCGAGGAGCCAUUCGAAGUGGAGACAGUGGACCUGCUGACCCGGCUGAGUGACACGCUAGAUGACUUCACGGCCGACGGUGGUGAUGUUGAGUCAGUCAGUGAUCUGCUGAACAGGCUGAGUGAGAUUGUACUAAAGUACUCAGUGGAAUAUGAGAAGAGGCAGCCAGAUCCCUAUGACCAGCGCCAUAUCGAGAGAGCGAUGCCGGACAGUCCUCUGGCGAAGGUCGUCAAGAAGAUUGAGACGGAUCCAGACCUAAUGGGGAAGAUCAUAGAGAGUGUCAUAUUACACGGUGGCGAAGAGGAAAGCAAAGCUGGUGCACACUAUCUGGCUCUGGUUAUCCCGCUGGUAGACAUGGAGGAAAUGGUUAUACAACUCGAAGAUGUGGAUGGAUUGGAGGAUUUCCUUUUCGCACAAGCCCUGCAAAUCAACCGCAACGACCGGGAAUUACCACUAUACUGCCUAAGAAUUCUAUCACACAUGUUGGAAUCGAAGCCGCAAACCCAGACGUACAAAACAAAGCUUCGAGAACUGACAACUCCACUGAUGAAGCGCUGCCAUGAACUCCAUACGGGCAUGAUGAGACGUCUUCUUCGCAAGCAGGCGCCACCCGGUGACCUAAUGGGAGACUAUCCAUUGCCAAAGCGAAGCAGGUCGUCUGGCGUCGGGGCAGGCAGCAGUGGCCCGCAGCCCGUGAUGCUCAGUGCAACACACGCUUCAAGCAAUGGUGGCAGCAGCCAUUGUGCAAGCAAUGCUGAUCCGACUUCUGCCAUACCGGGGCUCAUUCCAGCCAGCAGGCAUCCGAAGAGUGAGGUGCCGAUGUCGCAACCAUCCGGCACCGUUUCUGCGGAGAGCGAAAGAGGGUCAACGUCUGCUGAUGGGAUGCCACCGCUGGUACCGUUAACAACAACACCAGCACCGGCGCUGAGGCCGACUACACCCACAACACCCUCUGCUUCUUCUUCCACUUCUUCUCAACGUGCUGACUCGGAUGUGAGCCAGCGUGGCAUUCCAGCAGCUCUAGCCUCGGGUCUUGCCUCUCCACAAGUCACUGCUGCAGAGUUAUCUGCUGAUGAUUGUUUGCGUCACGACAUUGCACUGCAUCCCAUGACGGAGAGUGCCGAGUUUCGCAUCAUUGCCUCAGCUCUGGUCGCUAUCGGCUAUAUGCAGGAGGUGCAAGGUAUUUUCUUGCCGUAUGCUCUCAAGACGCAAAUGGUCAGCUCCCUAGUUAACAUCUCGUCAGUGUUUGCGCAACGCAAGCGAUGGCUUCUUGUGAUUGACUGUCUUAAGCUUGUGAGUCAGCUAGUUGCGCACAAGAAGUUUGCCCUGGAACUCGUGUCAUCAGGUGGAGUCGGUGUGCAGUUGCUACUGGGCCUUCCUCCGGGCAGCUCAGCAUCAGCUGGCGUAAUGAAUGUCUUCUCCAGCCUUGCGGAGAACAACCGCGACACCAUGGAGAGGAUUUAUCUCAUUCUCCAAUCCAAUUCGAACGCACUAUUGGACAAACUGGUGGGGUACUGUGUACAAGUACUGGAGUGCGGACAUGCAAGUGCACGUUCAACCAGCGGGACCUUUUUAAUGCACUCCUUCAACUGGCCAGCCGUCAAAGAGUGCUUUGACAAGCACGAUGGACUCCGGAAACUUCUGAACCAGGUUACAACGUUAUCUAUGAUGUCCAAUGACGAUGCUGAUGUGAUUGAUGAAGAGGCCCAGCUGGUAGAGCGGCAACGUGUCCGCGAUACACUACUCACGCUACAGAACUACAUCCUGGCGAACUUCACCAUCGUCACCAAAAACCUCAUUGGCAUGGUUUGCCAAAAUCUUCCGUCCAGCUCCGUCGCUCAAGAACCACUUCGCAAGCACCUGCUGAAGGUGGCCUACCAACUGAAAGAUGCAAUCUACGCUUCGAAACUGACAUUGGACAAUGUAUCUACGUUCCUGCUUUAUUGGCCGGCGCUCACCAAGUGGUCGUUUGUUGGGAGCUUCAUGCAGCUGGGCGGCGUGCAGCUUCUCUUGCAGUUUACCUGCAUUGCAUCUAAAUGGAAGAACACUCCGCUCAGGCUCGACAUCGCCUUGUACUCACUGGAGGGCAUUGCGAUACUCGCGCUGCUUCAGGCGGAUGUGCGCCUGGCGAUGUGCGAGUCGUUUCUCAUGCCUGACGGUUCGUCACAUUCUGCCAUGAGUCUUCUUCUGGAAGCAGCUGAAGGGUCGCUGAUCGACGAUCCCUCUGUUCAGACACUAGCCUUACAGAUCCUGGCUACAUGUGUCAGUCCGGACGUGGCUGCUGAUCAUCUGUUGUUUGUUGCCGGUCAUGACCACACUGUUCGGUGUGGCGAGAACUAUUCCAGCAAGCUGAGCCGUGUUUGGUCGUGUGUUCGUCAUCACCAAGGCAUCAGGGUCUUAGUUCAGCUGAUUCAGAAGCGCACGCCGGCUGCUGCCGCCGAUAGUCUGCGUGGUCUUGCUUGCAUUGCUCUGAGUGGCCUGUCUCGGUGUGGUGAAGUCAAACAAAUCCUCAGCAAACUGCCUUUGUUCAACAGUGGCCAGAUGCUCACACUCAUGGCUGAUCCGAUCGCUCCAACCAAGCUCAUUGAGCAUCGCGUCUUCUGUCAUUUUGCACAGAUCAUGAUAAACAAUGUCGCUGGAAAGGCUGCUACCGAUGCUGGUGAUUCAUCUUUAUCAUCCCUACAGCGGUCGUACGUUGUCGGUCAAACGGACAUUACCUUUCCUCGCCAAGAGCUUCUGCAGAUCAUCUACCGGCACUUGGUUGAUGAAGGUCUACCGACAGCGGCAUUGGCAUUACAGAUGGAAGCAAAGCUGCCUCCUGCUCCAGUAGUGCUAGCGAAAUCCGUACCAUCCACACCUAAUGUGCCGAAGCACCAGACUCCAGUAGCAAGCCAUGGUCCACUCAGAAAACGGUCUGCAGCAAGUCAACCCGGUUCCAGUAUCAAGCCAGGGAGGUCGGCCAGUGUCAGCGCAUCGCCUGUCAUUCGGCCGAUCGUCACGCCGUCAUCCGCCGCCGCGGCGUCCCAGAACAUCCGCGUCGGCGAUAACCGCCGCAAGGAGCCGCUGACCGUUUUCAUCCCGCCAUUGUCAGCUUCUGCAACACAGGAAGACUCUGCUCAAUCCUUGGACAAGAUUGUGACGCAUUUCUUGCGUGACCAGCAUCUGAAGUGUGCACACCCAAUGGGCAUCUGCCCUCCGUUCUCGCUGACAAAAGGUCAUCAGUGCCCUGUACCGCAGUUCCGUCGACACGCGCCCGUCAGCAUAGCGCAGCGCUUGCAGCGUCGUCAGCUGACGGGAGGAGGCUGCGGCAUCGGCCUCGGCAGCUCUGCGUACAACCGGCAGUUCAUCUACAGCAGGUACCGGCCUGCCGCCGCUUGUCCACAGUCCCUGGACACGUUUUACUCGGCCGUAGCGUUCAUGCCGGAUGAUGAACACCUUCUACUUGGCUGCAACUCUGGAGAAAUCUGCCUUUGCGUCGUACCCAAAGAUCGCCAGACAGCUACGAUCGAUGAAUCAUUUGGGUGUCAUCAUCAUCAGUCUCAUAUCACCAACCUCGUCCCUUCAAAGUCUGGGCGCUUGUUGCUGUCUUCGGCCUCCACAAGUGGACCAGGUCAAACCAUCUUAUGGUCACUGGACCCGCCAAAGACAAUCACUUUCAAGCAGUCGUUCGAGAACGUCAUCACAGCGGAAUUUGCUAACCGGUCUGAAGAUCGCUUCAUUGCGACAUAUCCAGAUAGCGCAAAGGUACACGAUACGGAAACAGGUGCGAUCAUAUACGAGCUGGCGGACUCAGCAGACGGUCGCCAUGCUAGCUUCAACUUUGCCUCGUUUCAUCCAUCCGACGACCUAGUGCUGAGUAGUGGCUGUCUGUGGGAUGUGCGCGGGCCUUCCGUCCGCUCAAUCCGCCAGUUCGACAGUCUCAACUCGUUCGGAUGCGGCCUCUUCCACCCCAAGUCCGGUGUAGAAGUGAUCAUCAACUCGGAAAUUUGGGACUUGCGUACGUUCAACCUUCUCUCUACCUGUCCACAGCUGGACAAGUGUCACCUGAGAUUCAACCAUGCCGGUGAUGUCAUCUUCGGAGUUCGGCAGUAUGAUGACUCUGCAAGUAGCAUGUCUGGAGCCCAGGACAGCGAGCUGCAAGUUGUUGAUGGCUUCACUUACCAGCCAAUCGCAUCUGUACCGAAGAAGCGGCAGCUGUUUGAUUUCAACAUCUCCUGGGAUGAUAGUUGUCUAGCUGUUGUCGAGAACUAUUCUGAUGCGGAUUGGAUGAACAGCGGGUCCGAUUGUAGGUUGUAUAUGAUUGGGCAGCAAAGCAACUGGAUGAAUGAUCUCGACGACGAGGAUGAGAGUGAUGACGGUGGUGGUGUGGAUAGUGAUGAUGAGACCAGCAGUGAUGAUGUGAGUAGCGACAUGAGUGACGAUAUGGAUGGCCUCGAUGGGAAUGACGAAGAUGACAUGCCAAUGUUUUUUAGAGGUAGCGGCGAAGAAGAAGAAGAUGAUGAUGCUGACGACGAUGAUGAUGAUGAUGCUGACGAUGAUGAUGACGCUGCCUCUUCACCAGGAUCUGCGGAUAGUGGCACAUCCGAACCGGCAUCAUCGGAUGAUGACAAUGAUUCAUCAUCAGGUCCGUCGAACGGCGGCAAUACGGGACGUCGCAACAGAUCUCGUGCUGCCAACAGCUCCGCAGCACGUGCCCGUAUCAGAACUGCUACUGCUGCUGCUGCCGUGGAUAAUGACUCUGACGACGGAGAAGACUCCGAGUUCGACGGAGGUGAUGCCAUGCGUGCUGCGCUGGAUGCUUUGGACAAUGACGACGUGGAGACUCUUGAACAGUUAUUGCGGAGUGGACGAACAGCGCACUUUGGCCGAAGGAACAGAGCACCACGUCGAGGUCGACGGCACCAAGGCUGAGCUGUUCAGGCUGUCACCAGAAGACUGUAGAUAAUGAGAAGAAUCACUCGGCCCUGGCACUGUGGAAGUAUCGUUAAUGGUGUAGUGUGUUCCCCCGUUUCGUCCGUGGCUGGCAGGGGUAUCUUUUGGGUUAGCUGUUGUACCUCCCAUCGAUUUCACACACAAGUAUCCACCUUGUCUUUUUAGCUUGCUGCAACUGUCGUGUUGGCCAGCAUGGUUCACAUCGGUCUGACACUAUUGUGCGAUUGUGUGGUGUAUCCUGAUUGCUUGGGGUGCGUGCGUGUGUGUGUGUGUGUGUGCGGUGUGUGUGCGUGCGCCACGUUAUGGCCGUAUCCACCAUGUCCUUAUCGCUUGUACAUGAGAGCGAACAAAUCCUAAACCUACCAUGUCCUCACCGCUUUCGCGUGCGAGUAAGCGAACCCUUAAGUUUUAAAGUGGCCAAUGUCCACUGAUUGCUGUGUGUGUGUGUGUGUUCGGAUUUCUUUUUUCUUCUUCUUUUUACGGGUUUCUGUUAUUCGUACAGCUGCUGCUGCUGCUCUUUGUUAUACUAGUGAUGAUGCUUGACCGUCUUGUGUUAUAGCAUGCUGUUCAAUUCUUCUUUGUUUUUACUUGCCAGACCAGAGUGUACCCUCUCAACAAGCAGAGGCGUUCCAA